Messenger RNA from Mycena citricolor, 691 nucleotides. The record is from the annotation of a GenBank genome assembly. NCBI's taxonomy places the organism in Eukaryota, Fungi, Basidiomycota, Agaricomycetes, Agaricales, Mycenaceae.
CGAAGAAAUCAGCGGCACCGCUACAGUUUUCCUUCACUCAUCCAGGAUAGAAUCCCCAUUUCGUCCCUUCGUGGAUUAAACUGAUUUGAGGCUACCCUACCUUAACACAAAACCACCCACUCACACUUCGAAAAAAUGCGUUACAUCGCUGCCUACCUCCUCCUCCAGAUGGGUGGAAACGAGUCCCCGUCUGCUGCCGACAUCAAGGCUCUCCUCUCGUCUGUUGACGUCGACACUGAUGAGAGCCGCCUUGAGAAGCUGAUCUCUGAGCUCAAGGACAAGUCUAUCAACGAUCUGAUCGCCGAGGGUUCGAGCAAGCUCGCGUCGGUUCCCUCUGGUGGUGCUGGAGGCGCUGCUGCUGCUGCUCCUGCCGCCGGUGGUGCUGCCGCCCCCGCUGCCGAGGAGAAGAAGGAAGAGAAAGAGGAAGAGAAGGAGGAGUCCGACGACGACAUGGGCUUCGGUCUCUUCGAUUAAACGCACUUGCAUGUACAAGCAUCUUGACGGGGCAUGUGUUGAUGAAAUUCUGUUCUGUUGUACAACAGACGAUUAAGCGUUUUCUGAAGACGACCUUGAGAUGUCUCAUCUGGAAUACACUUUUCUGAUAACGUCGGCACUUAUCUCGAUGAUGUGCUCCAGAUUGUUGCGCGCGCGAUGUUCAUAUAUCAACAAGUGGAUGUGAGCUUCGAUUGCA